ACCAAUGCUUUCACAAGUAAUUCCAAACCAGUUCUUAUCCGCUUCCACCAAAACUGGCAAUCUCCACCAAGUCUCCACCCACCAAAACUGGCAAUCAUCCUGCUCCUUCAUGUUAGUAGUUAUAUCCAGUCACUCACAUGUGUUGCAGUUGGACUAACAGUGGUAGACAGACGCAGACGAAAGUGUACUUCUUCUUGCUGCUGCUGUUCUAAAGUCUAAACUAGCACAAACAAACUUAAGAGCGUACAGCCUUGCUCAAAAGUAGGUAGGAAUCGAGCUUGAGACUUUUUGAGAAUAAAAAAUUUUGGGAGAAUGAGAUCAGGAGGUGAAGUGGAAGAGCAAGACGAGCAAAGCAGAGUUCUGUACGAGCUGUGCGCCAUGAUCUCCCACGUCCUCCAAACCCCACCGCUUCCCAUCUCCUCCUUCCCGGGAAUCGUGCGCCCCGCCGUCUCCUGCCGCACUUUCCUGGCUUCCCCGGCAGCCUUCGCCUCCCUUUUUCUCGGGAUAUCUGUGGCUCUGAUGCUGUUUGGGUGCGUGACUUUCGUCUUCGGCUUAUGCUUGAUGCCUGUGGUCAUCGCACUGGUUAUGCUCUUCCACUUUGUGGGCAUGCUUUACAACUUAUCUGAACUGGGCCGGACCAUCCUCUGGCCGGACUGCUCAACCACACCUCCUGUCCCAGUGGCUGUUAGGUGAUUUGUUGGGUUGGAACUUGGAAGACGUGCUGCUCCGAGGUUGCUUUUUAGACAGUGAAUUAUGAAUCGUGGGUAUUAGAGGAAAUCUCUCGGUGGUGGUGGUAACUGGUAAUAAGACGCCAAUUCCAGCUCUGCCUUCUCUUUGCGCGGCCCUUUUCAGUUUCAGUACGCUAAUUUGAAUGACUGACGCAAAUAUUCUAGAUGCAAUUCCUGUUUCAUUCUCCAAAAUUUUGUGGUACAAGGAAUGCCUUUGGAGUAUAUUCCUUUUAUGUGCAGCAGCCAAAUGUCUAACUCUGGAAUGGUUCAUUCUCCAAGAUUACAUUUAGGGAAGUGUGUUAAAACUGGUUCAAGAUUCUCGAUAAUUCAUACGUCGUCGUGUUUGUUGUUC
Messenger RNA from Coffea eugenioides, 1080 nucleotides. RefSeq lists its product as uncharacterized. The transcript has 2 exons. The coding region runs from base 313 to 693 and encodes 126 amino acids. The record is from RefSeq and is a predicted model, not a curated record. Lineage: Eukaryota; Viridiplantae; Streptophyta; Magnoliopsida; Gentianales; Rubiaceae.